This is a messenger RNA of Nylanderia fulva, 1457 nucleotides long. RefSeq lists its product as uncharacterized. Lineage: Eukaryota; Metazoa; Arthropoda; Insecta; Hymenoptera; Formicidae. The record is from RefSeq and is a predicted model, not a curated record.
UCGAUUUUCCUCGCUCAGUUCUACUCGGCGAACGUAGCGCGAUAGAUCGUUCUUCUUCCUUGCUUUCGUCUCGGAUGUCUCAUAUGCAAAUAUCGCGACUACGUCCUACGUACUCUUUUCCCAGGGUGAACGCCGAUCCCUCUCGCGAGUCACCGGCCGCUCCCCAAAACUCGUUGCCCAAAAGUGAUUAUCCGCACGUAGGAGCCUACUACUAACCAGCGCAUCAACAUGAGAGCAAGGAUAGUUUUCCUAGGAGUUCUACUCGUCUGCACGAGCAUGCGAUAUGCAGAGGGUAGAUCGAAAAAGACGACGCAGCUGUCGCUGCAGAGCAAAGAGACCAACGUGGUGAACUUUAUGCGAUUGCUGAUGAUGAGAUUGGUCUUCGGGGUAGCUUCGGCAAUGGGGUUGGGUGAAAAUCUUUCGGGUGUACUCGGCGGAAUUUUCGUGCCACCUGGAGCCGAAGACUACGAAGAUUACGGCGACGAUGUCGGCGGUUUCGUACCUGAUUUAUUUUAGAGUAGAUUUCGCAUCUAGCCUACUUCAUUAUCGCGCGCGCGUUUUCGAAGACGAUCGUAUCGUUAUUUCGACAAAAUCGAUCGAUUCGAAUAAUAAGACAUCAUUUCUUUACUAUAGCCUUGCGUCUUAGAAAAAUUACCGGAAUCAAACGGAAUGAAGUAAAUCAAUACCUGAAAAAGUUAUAAUAUUCUGAUUAUUUUUUAUUAGCAAGAUAUUGUAGCCUAUUGAAGGAUAAAUAAGAAUUGUAAAAAAAGAUAUCAAUUUAUGAUGUUUAACAAACUUUGUAUAAAAGAGAUUCCGAGAAAGAUAUAACUUAACAAUGUUGACAAUGGAAUUAAAAAGGCUCUUUCUCUCUCUUUUUUUAUAUUUUACAUUACUUAUCACAAUAACGUGAAAUAUUGGAAAAUAUAAAUAGUCACUCGUAUGGCGCAACAACCGGAUUAUGAUUCAGACGUGAGUCCGUCGAGCUCGCGCGCGAGAGGCUUUUUAAGUCUUCCGUACCGUUAUCCGUAAUUUCGGUAAAGCUAAUGGAUGCGCAUCGGUUACCACAGGUGGAGAUAUGGAUAGCAAAUCGUUCGUUACCGCUUUCCGUUUUACUCCGUAUCGUACCCAUCAAUUCCGUUGGUCUCGGUUCGAUGAAAUUCGUAUCUGCUAAUCGCGAUAAUAAUCUCUAUAAAAAUAAAAAUCUAGAAAUAAAUUUCAUGUUUAUGUUUGGAAAAUGUUUGCAAGAACCAUUAGCUUCGCGGUCAUCUUGAUAAGACGCAACGGUUUUAUUACUUUAUUUCGCACCUCGUUGAAAUGAAUUAAAAUGUAGAACUGUGAACCACUUUCAAAAUAAUCAGCUCAAACAUGUAAUAAAAUUACUACGUUUGCAUUUAUGAAAAAUAUUCUGUAUAUCGAUAUCGGUAAAUGUAAAACGGAAAGUGCGUUUAUUACUAUAU